Messenger RNA from Cryptosporidium ubiquitum, 5844 nucleotides. RefSeq lists its product as uncharacterized. Bases 1 to 5844 code for a protein of 1947 amino acids. The record is from RefSeq and is a predicted model, not a curated record. Lineage: Eukaryota; Apicomplexa; Conoidasida; Eucoccidiorida; Cryptosporidiidae. The transcript has 7 exons.
AUGCAAGGUGGAUUUCAGCAUAGAGAUUUUUUGACAGUUUUUAACAUCCCAAUUUCGCUUUGGAUUCAAAAUGGAACCCACUUGUUUCACAAGAAUACUCAAACCUUAAUAGACAAAACAGGUAAGAGGCUUUGUAUUAAGUGCAUUAAAGAAAUGUUUACAAAUAAUCAAAAAUCAAGUACAUAUUUGUCCCAGAUUUGUGAGGAUUUGAUGUUGAUGAUUAAGUGUGAGAGAGGUAAGGGGGUUGUUAGAUUCAUCAUAAAUGAAUUAUUGGCAGAUGAAAGUAAUUUCAUUAUUGAGGAAAUUAAUAAGGUUGAUGAUGAAAUGUUACUAAACAAUCUUAUAAAUUUGAAGUUAACUUUACUCAACAAACAUUUUUCAAUAUCUGAAAAUAUACAGAGACAAAAAUUAAACGAAAAUAUAUUAAAUAUUAUAAUUAAAAAUAUCGAUAAUUUGAAUACAAGAAUGAGAUCAAUGGCGAAAUUAAUAUACAUACUAUUUGAUGAUAGGCUUUCUAUUUAUUCAAAUAGUCUAAUAGAUGGAAUAGUAGAAGACUCAAAGAAUUUAUCAAGGUUUGGAAAAAUUAUUUCAAGAAUGGGAAUGGAGAAUAUUCAAUACUUAAUUCCUGUACUAUUUAAAUUAAUAGAAUGUAAUCCAGAAAAAGUGAUAAGUAAUUUAUUUGCUGAUAAAGGAUUACAUUUAUCUAAAUUACUAUGCGAGGUUUCAGAUAGAAAAAUUUACUUUGAAUAUAUGUUGGAGUUUUAUUUACAUAUAUUAAAUAACUACCCAAGUCACUUUGGUUAUUUAUUAUUAGAUAAAAGCUAUGAAGCAAACUUAAUUAGUAAUAAUAAAGAAGAGUUAUCGUUGAAUAUUUUGAAUGGAAUAGAAAAAAUGACAAUAUCACUAGCAAAAUCCAGUAGAUACUCAAAAACUAAAAAUGAUCAUUUGUCCCGAAACCUGAAUAUUGAUAAAUUUCAAAAUUCAGAAUUUUCAAUUAAUGACUUGGAGUGCAUGCAAAAGCCAGGUUCGAUUCCCAUUGUGGGGAAUUAUUUAAUUAAUAAUAAUUCUAGUAGUGGAAGUAAUAGGUUAGAGGAAGUGGGUGAGCAUGGUGAGAAAGGCUUAAGCAUGAGUAUUGACAAUUUUAGCAAUGGAAACAAUAUUUAUAAUAGCAAUAAUAAUAAUGAUGAAAAAUAUUUAAGUUUUGGAAGAAAUAACAAUAUAGAUAUAAAUGAAUUAGAAAAAAAAAAAGAAUUGGAUGGAAUCAACAUGUUUGACCUAUUAAGGAAGAGAGAAGAAGAUGAUAACAAAUUAAUGAAGAAAUUAAUCGAAUUUUUCAAAGGUUUUAUGCUUUAUAAGAACAAAAUGGGAUUAUAUUGGAGCUCUGGAAAAGAGAAAUUGGAGAUGAUAAAAAUUGAUGAAGAGGAUGAUGAUUUAGACUCAAACAGCCAUCAGUAUUGCCAAAUAAAUGAAUGGACUAUGAAUGGAGAAAGCUUUGAAGUUGUUCAUAAAAUAAUAGAAUGGAUAAUAGAGCUAUUAAGAAAUAGUAUUGAAGUGGACUUGGAUAACUUAGCCUUGGAUUGUAUUCUAGAAAUAUUCACACGAGAAAAAUGUUGUAUUUAUGACGAAGAAAAGCCAGAAACUGAGGAGGAACUUUCAAAUCUUAAUAACAGUUUAAACGAAAAUAAUACUUUAGAUAAUGAUUCAAAUAAAUCGCCUAACCCAGAAUUGAAUAAUGAAAAUAAAUCUGAAGAUUUUAUUUUUAAUGUAAGAUCCUUAAAUAUCAAAUCGAAAAGAGUUACUUUCAAAAGAACUGAAGAAAUUCCGGCAAAAAAAAAAUUAAUUACUUUUAAUGAUGUGGAUAAAAAUAAAUUAUGUGUCAAUGCAUGCAUGCAAGGCGGGGCAAAAAAUGUCAGUGAUACCGGUAAAGAAAAAAAUAAGUCGUGUGGGAAAAUAUGUUUUCAUCAAAUUUUUGUAAUAAAACAUGGGCAAUAUUUGUUGGAUAUAUUUUUAGAGCUUUUUGAUGAUUAUUUAAGAAAGUUUGGACUGAAUUAUAUUAGAAAAAAGAGCGGAAGUAAGCAGAAUUUACCAUUUUAUGACAAGAGCUACAAGUAUAUAAUUGACAAUGAGGAUAAGAUAGAGGAGGUAUUAAAUAAAAUAAUCAAAGGAAUGAGUAAUAUUUCAAAUGGAGUUGCUAUUCAAUCUUUCCCUAGACAGGUAUUUGCAUUAAGCUGGUUUAUGGAUUUUAUUUUAUAUGGUUUUAUGAAUGAGGAAUCUGUAAUCAAAAGAAAACCUCCAGUACCUUUGUAUGGCUCGUCAAGUAUGGAUAUGGUAAUGAAAGCUGCUAAUAUGGAACAACCAUUGGAGUAUGCAUUAUUGAGUAUUUCUGCAAAAUUUAGCGAGGAAAAUAAUCAGAGUAUUGAAAAGGCACAAAAUUCUCAAAAAUUAUCAAUUAAUUAUGUUGAUAAUAACUUAAGUAAAGUGCAAAUACAAAUAGUAAACCAAAUAAUUUCUUUGAUAGAAAAGAUGUGUAGAUGUCUAUAUAGAAAGGGUAAGAGUAACUCAAAGAUGGAAGGAGAAAAAUUUAGUGGAAGCUUUUAUAAAGUGGAUAUUAAAAAGUUAUGGAAACUUAAUGGUACAGUUUACAGCAGGGAUCUACUAUUGGAGUAUUUCUCAAAUAUUCUACAAAUUAUCGAAAGGUUAUCUUGGCUUAAAGGCAUUCAAAUCAUUCAGUUUUUAGAUUCUACAGAUAAAUUAUUUGAAUUUUAUUCUAGAGAAUUAAAAAAUAGAGAGCAGAAUAUGAUUAGUUUGGCCCAGCUAUACCUAAUUCAACAUGUCUUUGAUAACAACUUAAAUUUUGAAUUUGAAAUAAAAGAUACCUGCUUAGAGAAUAAAGAAUCUCAGGCAACUUUUAUAUAUAAUAUUUUUUCUAUUAUACUUCAAAUUGAGAGGAGAAUCCAAGACAAUCUUGAAGAUUUUGAUGAAGUAAAUGAUCAAAUCCUGCAGAAAGCAGCUAAGAAAAUUAAGGUGUUAAUUAAUAAUAAGGUUGGAGCUCAGCUCGUAUUCAAAUGGAUAAAAGAUCCUAAUAUUGGAAAUCAAGAAAUCUAUGGAAUUAAAACAAAUAUAUUAGUAAGAUGGGUAAUCCAUAUUUCUAGACAAUUAUUGCACCCUAUUAUGAGUGAAAAUGAAAUUAGUACCAGAUUGAAGUAUUUAACCAAAGAAAGAAUUAAAGCAGCUUUAUUAUUAGAUGAUUCUGCUUCAAGUGAUACCAUUUCUAUUGUAAUUUCUCUGUUAACUUUUUGUUAUGGUUAUUUUCCAGAUCAAGUUAUUCUUUUCAUUCUAAAAAAUAUUAAUAGAGAAGAAAUCAACGAUAGUGAUUAUCUGGGAAUAUGUGAUAUUUCUGAAGAUAUAAUUCAAAAGAUAAGCAAUUAUGGAAAACCAUCUAAUUUUGGAAACCUUUAUACUGGGAGGAACAUACCAACUAGAGUACUUCUUUAUUAUUCAUCCAUCAUUUUGAAUAAUACUAAUCAAAAUCCUAAGAAUGUUGACUUAUUUCAAGAUUAUUUCUCUCAAAAAGAUAAAAUUGUUACUAAGAUUGUUUCCAUUUUGUUUAAUUCAAAUAUAAGACGUAGAGAAUGGUUACUUUGGCAUUCAAAGGAUUUCGAUAAGAUAGACCUUUUUUCAGAUUCAUUACGUAACCUUAUUCAAGCAAGAGGAGCAAUAGGUAGUUAUCAAGAACAAAAAAAAGUUGAAGAACAAAUUUUUAAGUGGAUUUAUGAUAGAAACAUUGAUUACUCAAGAUAUCAGGUCAGUACAAGACCUUUCUCAAUAACUUGUUUUUACUCGGGAUUGGUUGAUUUUUCAAUUUCUCCUAUUUUAGAAAAAUCUAUAAUGGAAAACAUGUCAUUUAUUAAAUUUGAAAUCAAACAAUUAUUGCAUCUUAGUUCUAUGCAAAUCAAUACAUGUAACGAGUAUGAAGUUGAAGAAUUUAUUCAAAAAUUAAGUAUGCAUUUCAACUUAUUCAUUUUUUCAAUUCAAAGUUAUAUUGAAAGUAAUAACCAAUUUGAAUUUGCUGAUCAACUUACCAUUGAAGAAGCUACUUUACCUUUAAAGUUAUUCUUAAACAUUAAUAAAGAUGACUUUGAUUUUAAGCUCAAAGCAAUUAUUGGUCAUUUAACCUUAAAGUUUAUUUCCGUAUUCUUUAAGCCAAGUUGGAAAAAAACAGCCUUUCAUGAAUUAAGUGGAACAGAUUCUUCCUCUAAAGUAUUUGGCAUUAAGACUUAUAAAAGUCUCGAUAACUUUGGUGAAAGUUCUACCAAAAAAGACUCAAGUAUACUAUUUAUGUUGGUAAAUUUAAUAGAUGAAUUAACUAGGUGGAUGAAUGAUAUUUUCAAUAUAAAUAAUAUUGAAAACUUUGAUAUAUCUGGUUAUUUAGAAACGCUUUCAAGCUUACUUCUGGAACUUGGACUUAAAGAUAACACUUUUUCUGAUUGUAUGGAAAUUGGAGCUGGAGGUGAAAAAACAAAAUUACUUAGACUCAAGGUGAGGCAGUCUUUGAUCAAUUUGGUCCAAAGUGACUCUAUGGCUUCUUUAGUUGAGAAGAUUUUAAACUAUAUUAUUAUUUGCAGAAGAAAAGGUAACAAUUUGGAUGCAAAUAAAUUAAGUCAUUUAAUGGUUAUCUUAAUAUUGUUAUUUUCCUUGUUUUUAAGUAAGAUUCAAAUAUUCAGAAGUAAUGGCCAACUAGAGAGUAUUAUUGAUUCUUUUUUAGCACACCCAACUUUGCUUUUCCAUGCUGAAAAAAGUUCAAAAUGCGAAUUUAGUACCUUUUUUUCGUCUGAAUGUGAUAAUUGGUUUGGAAAUCUCAUUAAAUUGAGUAAAACUAUCACUACAUGCGAUUUUUGCCUUAGUUUUGGGCUCAAUCACAACAUGGAGGAAAUUAAACUUUCAACAAUUGUUUCUCUCAUUGUAGUACUAAUACGUCCAAACCAGGUUAUUAAUGGAAUAAUAUCAAAGAAUAAUUUGAUUAAAGAUGUAUUUCUACAAAGUAUUUCAGGAAUUUUAAAUACAAACCAUAAAGUUUCAUCUUUAAGUCAUGGAUAUAUGGCUAUUAUAUUAGCAUCGAUAUAUUUAAGUUGUGACCAGAUUCAAUCACUAAGCCUUGUACAUAAUUUGUACAUUCAAAAGUUUCUUGUGAAAGAGUUUGUUUCUAGCAUAUUAAACUUUGACAAAAAUCCCAUGGAAAACCUAAAUCUUUCUCCAUGUAUUAUAUUUCACUAUUCCAUUUUAUUUUCUUAUUUGGUAUUUAUCUUGAAGAUUACUCCUUGGUGGUUUAAUAUUUCUGAUUUGCUCAAUUUGACGUUUGUAAAUAGACUUGGGAAGAUUUAUAAAUCAUUACAAGCUUUGGCAAUCAUUUAUAAUGAUGAAAACGAUAUAAUUGGAGAGUAUUUGCUCAGUUUGACAGAAAUUCUAUUAAAAAUCUUACUGGAAACAGCAAAGGGACAAUCUAAUUUUUCAUCUACUUAUAUCCAAGAUGAAAAGAAAAGUGGUACAGGAAGUAACGGAGUAAUUAUUAAAUUAAUUCAGGAAACUUUAAAAAACCAAGAGAACGAAAACAUUCAGGAUUAUAAUAUAACUUUGGUAAGAGAGCACACAAGUACUAGAGAUGGGAAUAAUAUUAAAAAUAUUUUUAAUUGUGAGAAUAAUGAAAGAUCUGGAUGUUUUAUAUGUGGUUUGGGAUAUCAAUUCAGACCUUUUGAGACUAAUGAUAGCUUAAUCAAUAACUUUUUCAUUAAUCAAGUAUUAAAGUUUUCAACUAUGGAGAUAUUCAAAAGAAUAAUUGAAAAUUAA